Messenger RNA from Vigna radiata var. radiata (mung bean), 1324 nucleotides. RefSeq lists its product as uncharacterized. Gene Ontology annotation, biological process: positive regulation of SREBP signaling pathway; protein N-linked glycosylation. NCBI's taxonomy places the organism in Eukaryota, Viridiplantae, Streptophyta, Magnoliopsida, Fabales, Fabaceae. Bases 117 to 980 code for a protein of 287 amino acids. The record is from RefSeq and is a predicted model, not a curated record. Gene Ontology annotation, molecular function: alpha-1,6-mannosylglycoprotein 6-beta-N-acetylglucosaminyltransferase activity. The transcript has 11 exons.
GCCGGGCACGAACGGUGCGAAAGAGACAGCGAACAGAACAAUCAAAAUCUGGUACAGAAUCUGGGAUUGAUCGAGGUCAAAGGUGGGAAAUUAAUUGAAACUCACAUGAUUCCGUGAUGGAAGUGUGUGCAUCAUCAUCAUCGAGGAGGAUUUAUUUGCUUAUUCUGUUUAUCUUUAACUUUUCACCAACGAUCACUGCAAUUAGGAAGGAUGUUAGCUUUCAAACCCUCCAUCCCUGCAAAACCACCGUUCAAGGCAGAUACCUCCUUUCAGAUGAAAACGGUUAUGUGUGUAAUGCUGUGUCUGUUAAUUCACGCUCUCGUUGCUGCCCUCCGAAGGGGGAGAAAUUUUCUUUGAAUGCAAUCUUCUUUCACAAUGCUGCAACUCUUAUGAAUAUUGUGUUUCCUGCUGCCUCAAUCCUGCUCUGUUUGGGUCUUUGCAUUUUUUUUCUCAACUUAAUCGAGCAGACGAGUAAGGAACAAGUGCUGAAGAUGAAGGUUGCUAAGCCUGCUACUGCAAGAACUUAUACAAGUGUUUUUGACUACUGUGCUGGGAGAUGCCGUCAUAGUUCCGAGAGUGUGGUCCAUGAAAAUGCUUACAUUAGUGACUUCCACCACUGUUUUUCUCUGCCAUCGAAUUCUUCAUCAGGGAAAAAUAGUACUCUCAUAGAAGCCAGACUGAAUGGCAUCAAUGUUGUUGUUGGGAGGCAAGGUGAAUCAUGUAAUUCUGUUUGCAAAUCAAGAGGACAAUUAUGCGUCCCGAAUAAACUUGCGGUGCUUAAUAAUUGUGACAUUAUUCAAAAAUAUAUGAGCUGCAAGGGGUCUUGCUUGUCAAGUGUUGGAUCAGAUCAACCAGCUGAAGUUGUUUAUGAUGCCCCAAUGCAUCUGAAUCCAGGAUCCUGUUUGUACACUGAAACAGUGUCUAUGCUUUCUUGUGAUGGUUUACAUCAGCACACAAGGAGACUGUGCCCCUGUGCAUAGUGUUAGCUGGGGUACUGGGCUUCAUAGCACUGAAAAUUUUGGUUUGGAAGGAGGCAACUCUUGAUUUAAUGUCACUGACCAAGGAGGCAACUCGUGUACCUCAUCAACCCUUUGGAAAUUGUGUACCAUUCAUCUGAGCUUAUGUUGUAAAAAUUAGCUCUUUAUUAUUCCUUUCAAAAUUUUGAAAGAACUAUACUUUGUACAGGCUACUUUCCUCUCCUUGAAUGGAUUAUCCAGAGAGGAAAUGAGAUGACAAAAUGUUGUAGUAUAAAAUUGGUAUGUACGGUGAAUGUAAAACUUUUUACAUGAUCAACUAAUUAUAAAUACUGUUUUAUGUUUUUAAA